CCAAACACACCAACACUACUAACUGGGACAGCUGCAACAUCCGUCUUCUUGACGGAUUCACCCCGAAUAACCCUCCAGUGACCUCAUCCAUCACAAGAAACUAUAUUAUCCUCGAAGUCUGCGAAACCGAGCCAUGGACUAAUCCAUUGUUGCAUCAUCAUCUUCACACCAUUCUUGCUUCCAACGCUAGCAACAAAACUUGAGAUCUUCGCAGCAAUGGACGAGGUCAGCCCCAUUGCCGAGCUCCUGGGCCAGGCAAUCUACCAAUUUACACAGAUCAAACCUUUGUUACCAACCUACGGACAUCUGCUUGUCUCUGCGCUCUUUCCCAUCUACAUCGGCGCCCAUGCAUCCCUGUCAAGACCGUCUUCGGCCGCGAAACCUGAGAAAUCGGAGGAAGAUGGAGACGAGUCAGAAGAGGAAGCUGGUGGUAUUCAGAAAAUGGAGGGUCUUGCACCAAGUGAUGCAUUGAUGUUUCCACUAACAGCUGGUUUAACCCUCGGGGGCUUGUAUCUGGUCAUUAAGCACAUGGGCGCUGAUCUGCUGAAUAAGAUUCUUGGCUACUAUUUCUCCCAGAUGGGUAUGCUCUUUGCUAUCGCCUUCCUGAAAGACUCUUUUGCUGUCGCGCGGUCAUUCGUCUUCCCCCGCGAGUACAGCAGCUCUGGCAAGAUUUGGAAGCGGAGAUCCACCCAACGUGUUUUUGAAAGCGCUUCCGAAGGUGUCUCUAGAUCGGAGUCUUCGGAGGUGGGAAUCCGGAACUCUCCCCUUCCUGGGUUCUGGGGGUCAAUCCCAUUGCCGCAUACUGCUCGUGCAGCACUCUGGACUUGCCGUGAAAUAGUAUAUUGGCGCGCUAAGCUUAGAAUCCAUAUACAUCGUGUUCUCCGCACUGAAUGCUGGCUUAGUAUCUUGGACAUUAUCAGCAUAGCUGUAUCAUUCCCUACAAUUGGUUACUUCACUUUUGUGUCCAAACCAUGGUGGUUGACCAACUUCCUGGGAUUCAGUUUCUGCUAUGGCACCCUGCAAUUUAUGUCGCCGUCUACUUUCAUCACCGGAUCGCUGAUCCUGGGAUCUUUGUUCUUCUAUGACAUCUAUUUUGUCUAUUUCACCCCACUGAUGGUGACGGUUGCAAAGACCUUAGACGUCCCAAUCAAGCUCCUGUUUCCGCGCCCUGCAGCGCCUGGGGAGGCACCUGAUACUAUCUCUCUUGCUAUGCUGGGACUGGGUGACAUCAUCAUUCCCGGUAUGAUGGUAGGCCUGGCACUCCGGUUCGAUCUUUAUCUCUACUACAAGCGCAAGGGCCAGCAAAAGGCGCGAGCAGAGGGCAAGGACUCAGAAAUAGUCAAGCCUGUAUAUCAGUCCGCGCUGGGAGGAUGGGGAGAACGGUUUUGGACCCGUUCAGUGGUACCAAGCAAGCCGCAGCUGGACCCUCCCUACCACAACGCCCGAUCUUUCCCCAAGCCUUAUUUCACCGCCAGUCUCAUUGGAUAUGUCAUGGGUAUGCUUGCGACUCUGAUCGUAAUGCAGGUGUUUGACCAUCCCCAGCCUGCGCUCCUGUACCUUGUACCUGGGGUCCUGAUCUCUCUGUGGGGAACCGCAUUGGUGAGAAAGGAGAUCCAAGAGAUGUGGGAGUUUAGCGAUGCGGAAGAAGACGAGGAACAGGAGCCCACAGAUGAUAAGCAAGCAAAGGAUUCGGUCGAGACUGGCGGGCAAGCAUCUCUUUUCUCCCGGAUAUUUUCCAAAUCUCAUGAUGCCGCGUCGAAUAAUGCUUCCAAGGAAGCUGCAGAGAGACAGGCGUCGGAGGAAUCCGCCAAAGACGAGGAUGAUACCACAAAGAACCUCGAGUUAUUCACCAUUUCCUUGUACUAUCCUCGGAAGCAACAGCAACAGUCCGACAAGACUCAGAAGCCCACAGAGCGUGUUUCGUCCCCGGAGGACGAUGAAAAUUGGGCCAUUGUUGGUGCUGACCGGGAUGCUGAACCGCCCACGAAGCGCCUGCGUCGGAGUCCCAGACAUGCAGCCGACCAGAAAUAAGAAGCUGCGCAGCCACUACCAAAUCAUGAUCUCAAUAACGCUAUAGUGAAAAUUGACCGUUAGA
This is a messenger RNA of Aspergillus welwitschiae, 2095 nucleotides long. Its product is annotated as aspartic endopeptidase. Bases 217 to 2031 code for a protein of 604 amino acids. The transcript has a single exon. Gene Ontology annotation, biological process: membrane protein proteolysis. Gene Ontology annotation, cellular component: lumenal side of endoplasmic reticulum membrane; cytoplasmic side of endoplasmic reticulum membrane; membrane. NCBI's taxonomy places the organism in Eukaryota, Fungi, Ascomycota, Eurotiomycetes, Eurotiales, Aspergillaceae. The record is from RefSeq and is a predicted model, not a curated record. Gene Ontology annotation, molecular function: aspartic endopeptidase activity, intramembrane cleaving.